GGAAGAACGCUGUUCCGCGGGGUUCCAGACCUGGUAGUUCAAGAGUUGGUAGGGGCGGUGGCGAUGUCUCUUGCAAAAGCCGGAGCCUUGCCGCGGACGUGGGACACCAGCCCCUCGGAACACAGGAAGUGGGUCCAAGUAUUUAAAGCCUGUGAUGAAGAUAAUAAAGGCUAUUUAAGCAGAGAGGACUUCAAGGUUGCUGUUGUAAUGCUGUUUGGUUACAAGCCCUCCAAGUUAGGCAUAGUACUUGGGGAGUUUUUAAAUAUUAUAAAGAAAAAGAAGGAAGCUCAACUGUAUCGGAAUGAGAUGAGACACAUCUUCACAGCUUUUGAUGUGCACUAUCGUGGCUAUUUAACUUUGGAAGAUUUCAAAAAAGCAUUCAGGCAGGUGGCUCCCAGAUUACCUGGAAGGACUGUUGUUGAAGUUUUCAGGGAAGUUGAUCGUGACUCAGAUGGUCAUGUCAGCUUCAGAGAUUUCGAAUAUGCCAUGAAGCAUGGACAAAAUGAAGCCUAACUAUUGUGGUGUGCGUCUUGACAACUCUAGGGAGAUCUAUCAACUGUGAAUAUAUCUGAAGAUCAGGCAUACUUCUUUCUUAUAAUGGUGCGAUAUCAAAUUACAUUCUUGUAAUUUAACUCUUGAUCUCACAGCCUUAGAGACUGUGAGCACUGGCUUUUCCUCCUCUGUGGGUAGCAGCCCAGAGUCAGGCUGCCCCUGUGGCUCUCCCGCCUCUCUACUCUUAUUACCUGUCACCCACUAACUCUACACUGGAAUAUUCCACUCAGGUCUAGUCUUCACUGCCUGACAUGGGCCCUGGUUCUUGCAGGCUGGUAGGGGCAGCUGUGCCCUGCCAGUGGUACCAGUUGCCGUCAUUCAUCCCCCAUUGUUUGAGCAGAUAGUAGCAUCCAUGUGAACUGCAUGCUUAUUGUAGUGGGUUCUACCAACAAGCAAGGCACUGGGAAGACAGAGACAUAAGAUUUAUCUGAGAUGGAGGACCCGAGUCCAAGUCUUCCUUGCGCAGUGACUCCAAGGUGGUGCAAGACAGAGACAUCGGAUUGAGGGAACACAAGGCAGCCCUUUCACAUCUUUUACAGAGGAAGAAAGAGUGCAGUGUGGGUCCUGGGGACAGACACUGCCUAGUGGCCUGAACCUGAGUUUCCUGUGCAGAGAAGCAAACCUAGGCCUGUCCGUCUGCCCUGUGUCACACACUUCUAGUUCCAGGUUGUUCUGUCCUGCACCAGAGCCAUAGAUACAGCUGGAUCCAGAUCCUGGUCUCCAUGCUCUGCCUGGUUCCCUGGCUCCACUGACCGCUGUACUAGAGCAAACUGCAACACGGGACAUUCAGUUUUCAUUUAAAAUAAUUCCAGAAUACUGGCACCAAUACUAAUUUUUAAUGAAGGUGUUCAAAAUUCAUAACAUUAACAACAGGAGUAAAACAAUAUAUAAUUCAUAUCUUAAAAGUAUUAAAUGUUUAAAGGUCAAAUAAAAAUGUAAAUGUGUAGAACAGAAGCAUUUAGCAAGCUUCACUCUCAUACAAAUUAUUAGCAGAUAACCUUAAUAAAAAUAAAGUUGUGAACUGUGAGGGCCUAAGGAGACAUGAUAGGUAAAUGUAAGCUACUGCCCUGGGUGGUUCCUGGAAUAGAAAAAGGACUUUUUUAAAAA
Octodon degus (degu) is the source of this 1659-nucleotide messenger RNA. RefSeq names its product EF-hand calcium binding domain 11 (gene Efcab11). The transcript is spliced from 5 exons. NCBI's taxonomy places the organism in Eukaryota, Metazoa, Chordata, Mammalia, Rodentia, Octodontidae. Gene Ontology annotation, molecular function: calcium ion binding. The coding region runs from base 64 to 513 and encodes 149 amino acids. The record is from RefSeq and is a predicted model, not a curated record.